AAUAAACGAGUUCCCGAUCCGAGCCCUCGAUCGUUCCAUCCGCGCCUACUUACUCGGCAUGCGAUCCGAUCUGUGGGUCAAGUUUAACAUUCCGCCGUGCUACUCCAUAAACAUACGGCUCAAGGCAGCGUCUACUUGCCGCCUACGCAUCGUGAAACAACAAACACACCGUCACUGAAAUGUCGUGGCGUGCUUGUUUAAACGCAGAAUUCUCUCUCUCACACACACACAUACACGUCAUUGAGAGAUCGUUGAUGAUUCGAUUUGAUGCUCUUUUUGGAGAACGAGAAUCAUUUAAUCUCGAGAAGAGAAAGCGAAGCGCUUAGAGAAUCGAUCGAGGUGCGAAUAGUUCGACGUGAGAAAAUACAUAGCGUGCCGUGUUCAAAUGCUCGUUGUUUGUUAUUAAAUAGACGAAUAAAAAAAUAGCGAGAUAAUUUAUCGAUGCUCGUACGACGUAGAAAGGGAGCCAAAUACUUGAUGGCUUAACGGACCGGUGAUUCAGAACCGGAAACAGAACUGUAUAAUUAACCUUUUUGGCAAGGAACUCGGUUGAAUCUUUCGUUAGAUCGGUGCAUAUCUAUUAUCAAGGCUGAAUAUCUCCUACGUGUACGCAUCGAUUUACAUUUUUAAAUUGCUUAACGCGCGCUUAAAAUCAAUUGCGGCGAAACCAGGUAGGAAUCAGUCGCGCGUGAACCGCGCACACGAACGUUUAUCAUCCUCUCGACCGAGCCGAACGCAAAACUCCAUUCCGCGAGAAAUGAGCGAGUAUUCCUCGUAUUUUUACGAAAGGAGGUGUUACAUAUGCGAACGAAGUGCUUCCUAUCCGAAGAAUCGCUAUGUCCCCAAAAAAUCCACGCAUAGAGUGAGAUUCACCGAGCCGAGCAAAAUGUUGAAAUCAGCCUCACCGCAAUAUCCCAACAGAGGAUCCGAUGCCCGAGUCAUCCGUUUGACCACGGAUCAAGAAGCUGUUCUCCAGGAACAGUUCAAUAGAUGGCCGAGGGCACCUCAUACAGCGGAUAUCGUCCUAUUGGCGGCCGAGACGGGACUUUCUGAAGCCGAUGUCGAGGCCUGGUACUCUAUCCGAUUAGCACAGUGGAGGAAGGAACAGGGUCUGGGAGGAAAUCUUGGUUUGCAUUAACGUUGACCCUUUUCUCGAAUGUUAUCGUAACUGUGUACCUGAAAAUGUAAUACGUGUAAGGAUUGCCCGUGAACCUGAUAACGAUCAAUUUCUUUAUCGAUCUCUCGUUGCUUCUAGUUUAGCGAUUAUACUCGUGUAUUUUAUUAAUUAAAGUAUACGCGAUUUAUUUAUAUUGUCAAUGUGUAGAUGUUGUUAGAAUGAUUAAAAGCGAUGGUACCAAAAAUUGACUUUAAGAAGUAAUUGCGGGUAGAAAAAGAUAUAAUAAGGAAAUUAAUUGUAGUUGUUUUCUGACGAUUUUAUCAUUAUUUAUUUUCAUUCUAAAGUAGAAGAAUAUUAAAGCGCUCGAGUAAAAAUCUUUUUCCAAGUGUGUCUCGAUAUUUUUGUUUAAUGCGUAAGUAUGUCGCGAAAAGAAGACAUUACCAGUGAGUAUUAAUCAUAGUGUACGUAAGAUCUGAUCGCAGAUCGAAAAAUGAAAUAUGUUAGUUGUAACAUGUCAGGUACCACAGAUAUAUUUUAAUGCUUUUAAAUAGUUGUACUAAAUAAUUAUACGAAACAUAUAUUUUAAAAUAAAAAUGUUUGUAUAACUUACUUAAAUAAAUAUUACGCAAGGAA
Apis cerana (Asiatic honeybee) is the source of this 1750-nucleotide messenger RNA. Its product is annotated as homeodomain-only protein. Gene Ontology annotation, cellular component: nucleus. Gene Ontology annotation, molecular function: DNA binding. Lineage: Eukaryota; Metazoa; Arthropoda; Insecta; Hymenoptera; Apidae. Gene Ontology annotation, biological process: regulation of transcription by RNA polymerase II; cell differentiation. The record is from RefSeq and is a predicted model, not a curated record.